UUCUCUAUCCAUCGCUUCGUCUUAAUUAAAGUUCAAGAGCUUAGGACAACAUGGGUGCCUAUAAAUAUCUUGAAGAACUUUACAAGAAGAAGCAGUCUGAUGUCCUUCGUUUCUUACUUCGUGUAAGAUGUUGGGAGUACAGGCAAUUGAAUGUUGUUCAUCGAGCUUCUCGUCCAUCUCGACCUGAUAAGGCUCGUAGAUUAGGUUAUAAGGCAAAACAAGGAUACGUUGUUUACAGAAUUCGUGUUCGUCGUGGUGGUCGUAAGAGACCAGUACCAAAAGGUGCUACUUAUGGUAAACCAGUCAAUCAGGGUGUGAAUCAACUUAAAUAUCAACGUUCUCUUAAAGCGACAGCUGAAGAACGUAUUGGUCGUAGAUGUAGCAAUUUACGUGUUUUGAAUUCAUAUUGGAUUAAUCAAGAUUCUACUUAUAAAUAUUAUGAAGUUAUUCUUGUUGAUCCUCAACAUAAAGCUAUUCGUCGUGAUCCUAGAAUUAAUUGGAUUGCUUCUGUUAAACAUAAACACCGUGAAGCUCGCGGUCUUACUAGUAUUGGCAAGAAAAAUCGUGGUAUUGGAAAAGGUCAUCGUUUCAACAAGACAAAAGGUGGUGGUCGUUAUGCCAGUUGGCUCAGGCGAAACACACUUUCUCUUCGUCGUUAUCGUUAAACGAUUAUUUUAUAAUAUGUUUUUAAUUAUUCUUUAAACCUUAAUAAAAAAAAACUUUUUUAUAUCUUAUUGAUUUACGUUCUUUAAUCCAAUUAACUCCA
Messenger RNA from Rhizophagus irregularis DAOM 181602=DAOM 197198, 766 nucleotides. Its product is annotated as 60S ribosomal protein eL15. NCBI's taxonomy places the organism in Eukaryota, Fungi, Glomeromycota, Glomeromycetes, Glomerales, Glomeraceae. The record is from RefSeq and is a predicted model, not a curated record. Gene Ontology annotation, biological process: cytoplasmic translation. Gene Ontology annotation, molecular function: RNA binding; structural constituent of ribosome. Gene Ontology annotation, cellular component: ribosome; cytosolic large ribosomal subunit.